AUGUACAGCCGCAAAGCCUGGGGCGGCGAGAUCGAUCCAUUUAUCCUCACGAAAUUUGCCAAAGUCGAAGAUGACACUGCGGCACAAAAUAACCUCGUCAGUUUGGUGAUAUUUGAAUGGGGCGACGAGUCACUUAUAGGGCGGCCAGUUCCUGGUACCGAUGAUGAGCUAGCUACAAUCUGUGACCCAGCGAAUAUCGAAGCCAAUCUUUGCACUCAGGAAGAAUUGGGAGCAUUCAUUCUUGCCGAAAAUGCUACCGAAGCCGCGAAGUCCACAAUUUUGUCCAAAGCUGUCAAUUUAAAUGACCCUGCUGCUAUCAACUAUCCAGUGAAGAAGACCGGCUUCUACUGUGUUAGCACAUUUGCAUAUUCCGGACACGACUAUCAGGGUGUCGUUGAAUUCCGAAACUCAUACGGUGAACUUCCUGCGGCUCAGAUCGCCAAACUGCCAUUUUAUGGAGCGCUCACAAUAGUAUAUGCGGUCAUCGGAGUUUUUUGGGCAUUCCUUUAUGUUCAGAACCGACAUGACAUUCUGCCGGUACAGAACUACAUCACAGCAAUUCUUAUUUUUCUUGUGGUAGAGCAGGCGAUGACAUGGGGUUUCUAUGACUAUCAAAAUCGACAUGGCAUGAAUGCAUUUGCCAAAGUCCUCAUGAUUAUUGUAGCUAUUCUCAAUGCAGGUCGAAAUGCGUUUUCGUUUUUCUUACUCCUUAUUGUCUGUAUGGGCUAUGGAGUCGUCAAGCCGACUUUGGGAAGGACGAUGCUUUGGGUCAGACUCCUCGCAAUCGCACACUUUGUCUUUAGUGUGAUCUAUGGUAUUGCAAGUCUUUCUAUCACACCUGAAAGUGCCGGACCUUUGGUAUUGCUGGUUAUUCUACCACUUGCAGCAACUCUGACAGCAUUCUAUGUCUGGACACUCAACUCUCUCAACCUCACAAUGAAGGAUCUAGUUGAGCGAAGGCAGAAAACCAAAGCGAUGAUGUAUAGGAAAUUGUGGUGGUGCAUUCUUGGCAGCAUCAUUGUGAUUUUCGGCUUUUUCUUCAUCAAUUCAUUUGCCUUUGCUGGUCGAAGUGCGAUCAAUUUUGUCCCAGACCACUGGAAGACCAGAUGGUUCGUUUUGGAUGGCUGGCUGAAUAUCGUCUACCUCUUUGAUAUCGCAUUUGUCGCCUACUUGUGGCGGCCAACAGCUAACAACAGAAGAUUUGCAAUGAGUGACGAGCUUGCUCAAGAUGAUGAUGGCUUUGAAAUUCGCUCCCUCGCAAAUUCGCUGGAUGAAGAAGGUGCGAUCCCGUUAGAAGAAAAUGAUUAUGAACGCCACUCUCUAGAGAGAGAAUUAUCGCCUGUACCACCGAAACCCGUUCAGCCCGCCCCUCAACAGCGCGAGUCCUUAGAUGGCGAAACUAUCUUCGCGGUGGGUGAAGAGGACGCCGACAAAUUUAGCGAAGACGAAGAUGAAGAUGAAGAUUUCCGAAAGUCUUCUGAGGAAAGGAGAAAACUAACCGGAGAGCCGAGUCUAUAA
Molecule: messenger RNA, 1518 nt
Organism: Talaromyces atroroseus
Lineage: Eukaryota; Fungi; Ascomycota; Eurotiomycetes; Eurotiales; Trichocomaceae
Exons: 6
Coding region: 1-1518 (505 amino acids)
Biological process (GO): retrograde transport, endosome to Golgi
Cellular component (GO): Golgi apparatus; membrane
Source: RefSeq, a predicted model, not a curated record